GUAAAAUAUCACCAUGGCUAGUAAACCUUUUUCGCUUUCUGUUCAAUGCAAAGAACUAGAAGGCCACUUCGACUCCGUUUAUUCCUCCAUUAGAGAACUUUCUAAAGAGCUUGACUCAAUGGAGCAAUUGAUGGUUGAACGUUACAGAGAACUUGAAGCGAAAGAGAAGCGCGUGGAAGAAGCAGUGACUGAUAGAGUCAAGGAUUUUGAACUCAAACAAAAGGGUCUUGAUUUGAGUCGACAGUGGAUAGAAUUAUCGGCGAAAGAGAUAAAUUUAGCGCAAGGAUCAAUGAGGGAUCAUGUUAAAUUGCUUGCAGAGAAAGAGAAGCGAUUGGAAAUGAUUUAUAAUUAUAUUAAUGGGAUGAUUGACUUGAAGUUGAACCAGUUCAAGUUAGAUGUAGAGUGGGUUAAAGGAGAAAUUCAAGAUUUGCAAGUUAAUCUUCUGAAAUUCAAAACUUGUGUUGAUAAUUUUAGUUGGGAGAGAGACAAGCUUGAAGCAAAGUCAAUACUAUUCGAAUUGGACGAGAAGAGAUUUCAAGAAAAGUCAGAAGAACUCGAGUUAAAGGAGGAGCGAUUGGAAGAGCAAUCUAAAAAAUUUAGAAAGAAAGAUGAGGACUACCAGAAAAGAUUGGAAGAACUUGAAUUGAGGGAGAAACAACUCGAAGAGCGCGAAACGCAAUUUGAAGAAUUUAGAAAGAAAGACGAUGAAUAUAAGAAAAGAUUGGAAGAACUUGAAUUGAGAGAGAAGCAAUUCGAAGAGCACAAAUUUAAGGAGGGAACCAACCGGCAAUCAAACAAGUUAAGUGGAAACAAGCGUGGUCGUUCGCAGAAGGUUCCAUCAAUGAAAGCUUCUACAACUCCAUGGCCAGCGCGCGCACCCUAUAGUCUAAGGGAUACGACAAUAAGACGUCGUAUAAGCACUAGCUGAUGUCUUAUACCAAUGUAUGCAUGAGCUAACUGUAUUGCUUUUGCAGGUUUUAUGUAAGUUGCUAUAAUAGUUGUACGAGGAUUAUUGCGUAUUUAAUCUUCAUUCACAGGCUAAACUGUAUCACUAUUGUUAGAGGAAGCUCUUGCAGGUUUUGUUUUGCUUUUGAUAACUGUAUUUCUGCUAUACUAAUUACAGUAAUAAUCAUCAGGAGAAUUCCUGUUCCUGUG
Messenger RNA from Jatropha curcas, 1155 nucleotides. Its product is annotated as golgin family A protein. NCBI's taxonomy places the organism in Eukaryota, Viridiplantae, Streptophyta, Magnoliopsida, Malpighiales, Euphorbiaceae. The record is from RefSeq and is a predicted model, not a curated record.